Sclerotinia trifoliorum is the source of this 680-nucleotide messenger RNA. The record is from the annotation of a GenBank genome assembly. Lineage: Eukaryota; Fungi; Ascomycota; Leotiomycetes; Helotiales; Sclerotiniaceae.
UUCCUUAUGACGUAUGGAGCGUGUAGAGGGGUAUAUAGAAAUGAGAAGCUUGAUUGAUUCUCCCAAACUUCAUAUCAAACCUACAACAUAAUCCUGCAAACGUAUCUCUUCAUCGCAGUUAGUAUAUAUUUUCCGAACCGUUUGCUUUGUCGCCGUCGCUACCCCUUUCUCCACACUGCCUAGUUCCUAUUGCAUAUCAAAUAACCCGAUGCCAACUCUAAAUUUCAUACUUUACUCAAACUAACUUUCCUUGGAAUAGUCCACACACAAACACACAAACACGCACACAUCAUGCCUGAAGGACGUCAAUCACCACCACCGGAGACCCAAUCCGGUGCUCAAAAAGAUGCUCCAUCCGACGCCAAGGGAAUUAACCAAGGAGGCAACAACCAACAAGAUAGCAAAUCUGAUCUCGAGGUACUUCUGAAUUCUUCCUUGGACGCCAAUAGGAACUAUAGAAGAAACCAAUACUGACACACUUUCCACAGAACCUCUCCUCCAACCCAAAGGGACCUCUCGAUGACCACUCAGAGGAGACCCGCUCGAAGACUCAGAAUUAGAGGAAGGAUAUUAGAGUGUUAAGCGAUAUUGAGUGGAAUGUAUAUUAGUUGCAGGUUCAAGGGAGAUGCACAUUUAAUAUGAAAGGAGAUGAGAUAAUACCGUCAUGAAAUAUCCGAAGA